Molecule: messenger RNA, 3135 nt
Organism: Wasmannia auropunctata (little fire ant)
Lineage: Eukaryota; Metazoa; Arthropoda; Insecta; Hymenoptera; Formicidae
Gene: Scgdelta
Product: zeta-sarcoglycan
Exons: 4
Coding region: 115-1143 (342 amino acids)
Biological process (GO): heart contraction; cardiac muscle tissue development
Cellular component (GO): sarcoglycan complex; sarcolemma
Source: RefSeq, a predicted model, not a curated record
UACAUAUUUUACUUUAAUUACCAAUUUAUUUUAGAGAAAAAUCGGAAAUGUUGAGAACAGAAAUUGUUCUGCAUCGAUAUACGUUUUGUUAAAUUUAGAUUGUGUUCUUUCAGGAUGUCGAGAGGCCAAGGGGGAUGGUCCGACGAGCCCUGCACUUCCGGUAGUGCGAGUCGUCGAGGUGGGGCACGGCAAACGGCGGGAUCAUCCUCGAGAACGGCAUCGUCCUCGUUGGAAGAGCGCGCUUCCGGCACCACGCCGUGUAAAGGUGGCUUCAGAUUAGGGGUCUACGGCUGGAGGAAAAAAUGUCUUUAUUCCCUCGUGUUGACCCUCAUGGUCAUCGUCAUUCUCAACCUCGCCCUCACCGUCUGGCUUCUUAAGGUCAUGGGAUUUAGUUCCGAAGGUAUCGGCUCGCUAAAAGUGGUGCCUGGGGGAAUCGAGCUAAGAGGUCAAGCUGCCGUGUUAGACGCCCUCGUGGCCUCCAGCCUGAGAUCUCGGAGGGGCAAAAACUUAGUGCUGGAAUCAUGGAGUAAUUUUACGGCCUCGGCGAGAUCUCACGAUGGUCGGCUUCUCGCGCGAUUAACAGUUGGCGAGGAUCGCGUCGACUGUGUAUCUAGAGGUUUCCAAAUAACUGAUCCACGGGGAGGCGUGCUGUUCUCCGCGGACAGGGAGCAGGUUAUCGUGGGAGCGGAAAUGUUGAGGGUGACCGGCGACGGUGGUGCCGUUUUUCAAGGGAGCGUGCAGACCCCGCUGGUCAGAGGGGAAUCGGGACGCGGUCUCAAGCUCGAGUCGGCGACGAGAUCGUUGAAGAUAAGCGCUCCUCAGCGGGUCACGAUCGAGUCCUGGGCGAACGAGAUUUCGGCUUCCUGCCUGACGGAUUUGAAACUGCAGAGCGUUCACGGAGCCAUCCGGCUCGACGCCAAGUCCGUCUACAUAAAGGGCCUGAAAACGGCGGUUCCGGUGCAGGGGCACUCGUCCAGGGAGCAACAACAGCAGCAGCAGCAGCAGCAGCACGCCGGCAGAUCCUCGUCCAGUCAUCAGGGCCAGAAGGAGACAACCAUCUAUCAGCUGUGUGCCUGUGCGAGUGGCAAGCUAUUCCUCGCCAGAUCAGAUGGCACUUGUCAGGCCGACAAGUCGAUUUGCUAAUACGACUACGCGGCUCGGCGGUGUGUUGCGAGAGCGCAGGAUGAUUCGUUAGGAAUCACGGUGAACUGUGUGACUCGGUGAUCUUAGCGAAGAAAAAAAGAGUGAGGGAGAGAGAAAGAGAGAGAGAGAAAAGAGAGAGAGAGAGAGCGGAAAAUGCACCGCGAUCGGCCUUCGGCGCGAUCGGGGACGAGGCCUUCAUUGGAACACUGCAAACGAUAUCAAACGAAUCCGCCGCGCCGAACGGGAUGCGAAGAUGCCCCCGAAGUGCAACGUAUCAGUAUACUCGCAGCGAGGAAAGAAUUAGAGAGAGAGAGAGAGAGAACUCGGUAAAUACGGAAUAUAGUCGAUGCUAAUUAAUUAAUUCCCAGCACGUGCUAUUUUUCAAUGAAAUGCAGCGUAUGCGCGAUACGCCUUUAAGUGCCGGGCACCCUUCGCGAAUCUUCUGGUUUACUUAGGGCCUAAUCGAGCUGACGAGCGGCGUCGGCGUCCCCGCCCUCCCUUCCCAAAAGUGCGUACAUGUCAAUUAAAUGGAAUUGCAUCGAGCGCUUUUCACUUUUUUUCUCCCUUCCCCCCUCCCUCCUUCGUAUUUUACAGUUUCAACGUCAUUCAACGUUUAAUUGAGUUGUAUAUAAGGGCACAAUCGGGCGUUGUUGCGGCUUCAAUCCCGCGCUUAAGGUACACGUCAAUCUUCCCUAGUCACGGCGUUUCACGGCGCGCGAGCCAAUCUUCGUUCCGUGAAAUAUCCGACCGAGUAUCCCAGCGGCGGCGACGACGACGACGACGAGACGCGUGAAUAAACGCGUCGGGGGCGUUUCCCAUCGCAGCGGGGGAACGCAGCAGUCGCGCCGGACACAAAGGGAAUUCUCGCGAGGUCUUGACCGGAAAAAUUCUCUCGAAUUCGCGGGCAUUCGGGGAAUUCUCUCUAAGGAAUAUUCUUCCGUGCGGCGUUCUCACGCGAGAGGGGUCUUCCCUUUAACUUUUUCUCGCGCCAGCGCCAUCGGUCAAUGCGAGAACGCAGAGGGAGAGCGCGAGAGAUUCUUGCCGAAAGUCGCCGUCUAUUGCAUUGUAAAGUGACGCGCUCGCUCGCACGGCGCCCCUUUGGCUUCGAAAUCCGUAUAUUUCUUCCCUCGGUCGGGGGUCCUUGAGAUAUCUAUCGAGGAUCCGAAGGAAAUCACCGGAUCCUCGAUGGUUAUCGCGAAUAAAACGUGUAUUUAUUAUGUGUACGUAGCACUCUGUCGCCGACGUUACCCCGCGACGCGCGAUGCUCGGACCGAAUUCUCAUCUCGCGUUCGUCGUCAACUGCGAACUGUGCCCUUAAAUCUUAAGUUUAGAGCAGUUCUUGAAAAAAAAAAAAUAGAUUUACAAAAUCAUGCGACUGGAUGCGUCAAACGUACGAAACGAUUGUCAAACGUGAUGCUGAAGGCGACAGAGAUGAAGACGGGAAUUCGAGACGCUUUGUAUCGCCGUUAAGACUGGUGCCCGACGAAAUCUCCUCGAGAUCAUCCCCCUUUCGUAGCACCUUUAUCGUCUUCUCGCGCGUUCGAUAUAUACUUUAUAUCCUGUGUACCGGGUGUACGCCUCGCGCGGCGAAACCACUAGGCAAAUCGUUCGUAGCUCCCCUCCACGAAGCCCGCGCUCUCGCUCUCGGUGCUGAUGGCGCGGGGCACCCUCCCCUUCGGGGAGACUACUCCUCACGAAUCGCUUAUUUCUAACGCGGUGUCUGUUUAACCCCGUGCUCCGAUACAAAGUAGAAGCGUUGUUGUAAGUAGGGCGACGGCUGCAUCGGGCUGCGCGUGCCGCGCGCCGGACAAGGCGGGAGAAAGUUAGAAAGAAAAAGAAUGUACAUGUGUGCGCGUGUGUGAGAAUGUAAAAGAAGUGCGACUGCGACGGUAGUUUCGACGCAACCGGAUCGAAUCGCGAUCCAGCUUGUACGCUGUACAUCGGCCAUGUCCAUUUAUUUAUGUAUGUGGCAAUAAAGUCGUUAUUGUUACU